AUGUUCCGCUCCACACGCCUGGCUGCCGUGGCCUCAGUCUUUUUCAUGCCAACGAUCAGCUACCUCGGUAUUGGGGCGCUCGACGAGGCCACGGCCAAGUUGCGGAAGCUUGGCUUUAAGAAGCCCUUACUGGUGUGCGACGCUGGCGUCGAAAAGGCGGGGAUUCUUGGCACUGUUAUGGAGUCACUUGAGAAAAAGUGUCAAAUGAAACCUGUCGUCUUCAAGGAUGUGCACCCGAAUCCGACCUCCCACAACGUGGAGGUCGGUUUGGGCAUGUUGAACAGUAACGCGUGCGAUUCUGUCGUUUCUGUCGGUGGUGGAUCACCGCAGGACUGUGCAAAGGGAAUUGCGCUUGUGAAAGCCAAUGGUGGGACCAUUUUUGACUACGAGGGUCUUGAUAAGGCAGAGAAGCAGCAGUUCCCACUUGUCGCCAUCAAUACAACAUCUGGCACAGCCAGCGAAAUGACACGCUUUGCGGUCAUCACGGAUGAAAAGCGGCACGUAAAGAUGGCGGUCGUGACCGAGAAAAUAACGCCUCUUAUUGCUAUCAAUGAUGCUCGAUUGAUGGUCGGACAGCCGCCUGCUCUCACGGCUGCCACAGGCAUGGAUGCUCUCACGCAUGCGGUUGAAGCCUAUGUGUCACUGGCCGCAAGCCCCACUACGGAUGCUUGCGCGCUGCAGGCCAUGAGGCUUAUCAAGCAGCACCUCGCUAAUGCAGUGAGGGAUGGCAGUGACCUUGUGGCGCGGGAGGGUAUGUGCUACGCCGAAUACAUCGCAGGAAUGGCCUUCAACAGCGCCAGUCUCGGCUACGUGCACGCUAUGGCGCACCAGCUUGGUGGCUUUUACGACCUCCCUCACGGUGUUUGUAAUGCAAUCCUACUCCCACACGUGCAGAAGUACAACGCUGCCGUCUGUGCACACCGUCUACGUGAUGUUGCGGGCCAAUUGGGCGUCGUCACAACAGGCAUGAAUGAUGAUGAGGCUGCGGCUGCUGCUAUUAAUGCGAUUCGUCGUUUAUCAAAGGAGGUGAACAUUCCACGGGGCUUUAAGGAGCUUGGCAUGCGUGAAGAAGAUAUUCCUGCAUUGGCCGACGCAGCCUUGAAGGAUAUUUGCUCCUUUACCAACCCGCGGCAGGGCAGCAAAGAAGAUGUGAUGAAUAUCUACCGUGAAUCAAUGUAG
Trypanosoma conorhini is the source of this 1179-nucleotide messenger RNA. Its product is annotated as putative alcohol dehydrogenase. The record is from RefSeq and is a predicted model, not a curated record. The transcript has a single exon. NCBI's taxonomy places the organism in Eukaryota, Euglenozoa, Kinetoplastea, Trypanosomatida, Trypanosomatidae. Gene Ontology annotation, molecular function: metal ion binding; alcohol dehydrogenase (NAD+) activity. Bases 1 to 1179 code for a protein of 392 amino acids.